Messenger RNA from Linum tenue, 259 nucleotides. The record is from the annotation of a GenBank genome assembly. NCBI's taxonomy places the organism in Eukaryota, Viridiplantae, Streptophyta, Magnoliopsida, Malpighiales, Linaceae.
AUCGGCUGGCCUGCACGCUCUGGGGAGAAAAAUGAAAAACCUCGUCGUUCAAGUGCACGUCAAGGGCGUGGGACUCCACAGGCAGCCGUGGUUGAGGGAGCUGAAGUCAUGAUCCCUGGUUUGUCGGCAGAUCAAGUAGCUCAACUCAAGGCCUUUCUCAAUUCCGAUCCCAAACCAACUGAAGUAAAGUCCGCACCUGCACAACCAAAAGCGAACAUGUCAGGACUUACACUCCAGGAGAAUGAUUGGGAUGGGUAAG